Oikopleura dioica is the source of this 3348-nucleotide messenger RNA. Lineage: Eukaryota; Metazoa; Chordata; Appendicularia; Copelata; Oikopleuridae. The record is from the annotation of a GenBank genome assembly.
AUGCCUCGUCGUCCGACCGCUCUUGAUGACGAUGAGCAGCUUCUACGAGAACAAGAAGCAUUCCUCCGGAAAAAUGAGCCGUCCGCGAAAGUUGUUCGAAUGAAAAAAGAAAGCACCAAUCUCGAGCAAAAAGAAGAAAGAAUGGAGAUCGAUGAAGUCCAACAAGUCCUGUUUGAGAUUCAAGAGAAAAUGUCAAUCGUCGAAUCUGAAAAACCAGCUGGUCAUCCCGACGGAUUUCCGAAAGUCUUUUCUCUCGGAAACACUGAUCAAAUUGGCGGAAAGAAGAAGGGAAAGAGUCUCUUCAAGCAAAAAAUGGAAGAGAGGAAGAAAAAACAAGGAAGAGUAUCUGAAGCAAGGGCACCACCGAGACCGAUUCCUGUCAGGUCACUCGUGGAGGAUGAAAAAAUUGGCCAUGAAAAUGCGGAGCGUCUUGCCAAGCUUUCUAUGGAAGAGAUCGAGGAAGAAAGAAAACAGCUGCUGGCAAAACUCGAUCCAUCAAUGCUCGAUUUCAUCAGAAAGCGAAGAUAUCAAGGCAGAACUUUCGACAAAGAAGGAGCGAAGGUAAAACUUCUCGAGGAAACUACUUUUAAAACUGAGCAUGGAACGGAUGUGAAAGUACCACUGAGAGGUGUUGAUCAAAAGUGGGUGAAUUUUGGCCAUGUCGAGCCGGAGAAAUUGGAAUGGAUGCAAGAUAUUGAGAUCAAGGAGAUCAAGGGCGAUGUGAAAGUCAGAGUUGACUUCAAUGGAGAGGUUGUCAAUCCUAUCAGCGAGAUAAGCUGGCGAGAAGGCCUUCACCACCAUGGUGACGAAGAGCAAGUGCCUGGUUAUUCGAUGCAAGAACUGCUAGGUUUGAGCAACUCACGGCUCUUGCAACAACGACAGAUCGCUUACAAAGCGUUGGAGGGAGUAAUUCGUAAUGCACGGCUCCAAAAAGGCGACAGAACUCUCUUUGUCGCGCCCAAACUUCUCCUGCAAGCUGGAUUGGUCGUUGUUGUUCGCAGAGAACUCGACAGUGAAGCCCUUCAGUCGCAAGAAAUGGCCCUACGAUUGCUGCACGCGCUGAUUGGCCCUUUGGAUAGAUCAAUCGAACACGUGACUGUCAAAGCUUCCUUUGGCGAGUACAAAGCAUUCGACGAAACCGACCACGACUCACUCGGCGACGGACUUAUCGAGCAUUCGGCCAAGGACCUGAUCAGCGCUCUACUAAAUAUGCAAAUUCUAGCCCGCUUCAGAUUCUUACUCCAAAAUCCAGCAUCGUCUGGUGAUGUCAAACUUCUAGUCAUUGAAAUACUACAAGUUUUCGCCGGUCAUUCCUUGACAACAGCGAAUAGAAUUUUUGAUGAAAACUUUCUCGUCGAAGCACUGCUCCCAGAUAUUGCUUUGAUGGGAACUGAACAAUCAGCGAAACGACUGCGAGUUUUUCUCCUGAUGAUGAGAAACGGAAAGAACUUGGCGAAGAAACUAGCGGACAACGAAAGCUUCAUGGGCGUUCUUUAUUCUUCUUUAUUCGGUCCCUGUGAUUUCCGAAAAGUUGGAAUCGAAAUCGCUCGAUGCUUUGUCCAGUUCAGAAUAAAUACCGACGUCUUUAUGAAGAUGAUUCAAGACUUUAGCAAAUCACUGGAGAAAUACGAAAGCCUCGUCCAGGAAGUCUUCCUUUGCUCCGAAAGAACUAUCGAACUGUAUGAAAGAUUUCGAUCAAUUGCCUGCUCGACUCAUCCGCAACAAAAGUCGUAUGUCCACUUUGCCACGACUUUGCUAAAACUAUUUCGCGAAGGAAAAGAAAGUCACAAGUACUCGCCGGUUCCAAUCGAGCUUUUAGAAGUCUCAUAUCAUCCUGAUUCCCUCGACUCGCUUUGGGAACAACUUGAUAAGCUCAGAGCUCCGAAUUCGAAUGCAAGGCCUUUGCCAGCAGUCCCUCUUGGGUUGGACGUUUCUUUGAUGGAAAAUUGCAAUGAAACAGCGAGCUACCUUGAUUAUUUAUCCGCACUGAUCAACGUUGAUCGAAUGAAAGCAAUCGAAUCGAUCAAGAACUCUCUGGUUCUGGACAUUCUAGUCGACGUAAUCGACGUUCUCAAAUUGUCACACGAAACUGAGCUCUUGAUCGUCUCUAUUGUACGACUCGGCUGUCAACUGAAAACGCUCAUAAUCGACAAAUCAUUGGAAAACUUCGUCGCGCGCUGGCAUGCUUUGUCUUUUCGCGCAUCUCUUCUCUUACCUGUUGUUUAUUCUGAGCUUCAGCUCCAGUUCUACUCCAAUUUCUUCGACGGUUCUCUCUUUUCAUGUUCAUCAAAAAAUAACCCAGAGGGCUUUGAAUCAACAUUAGAAAAGAUUCUGCCCGAGCUGUCUUCUCUCAGAGGUCAAUUUCUCGCAACAGUGCGACAGUUUCUCCCGCCAACAAGUUGGGAACGAUCGCGUCAGUUUUUGACAAGAAGUGAGAAAUGCGAAACUUUGAUAAUUGGCGGACCUGGGUUGACCCCUUCACUUCCGAGUGACAUCGUUUUUAUGAAAUUGAUCGAGCUUGGGACGGUCUUGAGCGCUGGAGACUCGAAUGUUUCACUUGAAGAUCACGCGGAUUCAUCAGAAGCGAUCAAAUCUCUCCGUCUCGCGCAUUUUUGCACAACAUUCAGGAAGAACUCCAUCCCUGGUGUCCAAGGUUCUUCUCUAUUUGUUCGACUUGCUUUGGUAUUCCUCUGUCCUCCAGAAAUCUCAAUGAGUGGAACGAUUCUUGACCUGAUUCGGCCUCUUCUGAAGCUUUCAGUGCAAAAAUCAACUCUUGUUCACAACUCGGUCAUCCCCAUCGCGGAUUGUCCUUCCUUCACGGAUUUUUACAUUAAACUUCUGGACGCAUUCGAAGGGCAUGGCUACUCAAACUCGCUCUUUGGAUCGGUUCUGAUGAUUCCGUUGAUUCACUCGACUGAAUUGAGGCUCAUUCUCUGGGGCGACAAGCAGCCAAUCUUGCAGACGAUUAGAAACGAUUUCACGAACAUUCUUCUUCCUUUUGAAGAAUACAUUCGGAUCCCAGAAACGAGCACCAGACUUGUCCAGCUCUACCUUGCUGCCAUUGCUUCAAAAACAGUCACAGUGCAUCGAAACGUUGUACUCUACUGUUUCGCCGUGUACCAAAUCAACCAGUUCUUGAUGAACCUCCAAAUUGACAGGAAUCUGCGCGAAUCUAUCCUCCGCCUCGUCCUCAGCGCUGAGAAAUCUCUGCAAAAAGACAUUUUGUUCUUUUCAAAAAUCAACAAGGAAUUCCCUCACAUCGACCACAAAGAAGACCUCGAGGAAGGACCGAAGAACUGGAUUAUUUCGACGAUAAAGAAGAAUCGACUCGAAAGCGAACUUUUUUGA